AUGAAAAACGAGUGCAUUACCAAUUUGAGAACGUUCCUUGAGAAGCAGAGAUUACGCUGUCUUACUGACACCGACGAUAUCUCAUACUUCGGGUACGCCAUGAUCGAUGUAUACACAGCGAGCAAAGAGAUCAGGCGAGGGAAGAAGAGGGAGGAGACACGAAAGGUCAUGCAACAUAGAACCUUCAAAAGACUGCUACGCGACAAAGAGACAACGCCGUACCACGCGAUUCCUGUACAACUAGAACAAGCCAUCAAAUCUCGAAAGCAGCUGACCAAAGAGUACUUGGAGGAGAAGAUUGGGUCGUUAUUCCAGGCCAUCGGUAAUGAUCUGAAGCGAUUUGGGGUAGAGCAGGCAAGCCCGGACCAUGGCGAAGACCGCGAGGUUCGCGAGUCGAUUGACAGGACGCUUUCGAACGCGAAGGAGGAUCUUGGGACGAUUGAGGCGUUGUUGAAGGAGAGCGGCGUUGAUUGGGAUGGUAUCAAGGAUUAG
Messenger RNA from Alternaria triticimaculans, 492 nucleotides. RefSeq lists its product as uncharacterized. Lineage: Eukaryota; Fungi; Ascomycota; Dothideomycetes; Pleosporales; Pleosporaceae. The record is from RefSeq and is a predicted model, not a curated record. Bases 1 to 492 code for a protein of 163 amino acids. The transcript has 2 exons.